GCAUAUCAGGAUGACUAUGUAUUAAGAGGCUCCCAAACACUACUUUAUUCUAUAUGUAAAAUGUAGUUUUGUUUUUUCAACAAUAUUUAGGUCUUUGUUUUGAGCAUUGGUCACCAGCACAGACUCCCCUUUUCCUCCAGAUAUUUAAUUUUUGCUCUCUCUUGCUACUGGAUCUUGAUUUAAAUCUUCACUGAUCCUGAGUGGCAGUGUUCAAUAGUAGUUUUUGGUUCAAAUGGUAUAGAUCUCUUUCUCAAAGGCUGUGUUCCUUAUGCAGAUUCCCCUUCUAAUGUGACUAACCUGCAAACCAGGCAGUGAGUCACAGAGAGAGAGAGAGAGAGAGGCAGAGACACAGGCAGAGGGAGAAGCAGGCUCCAUGCACCGGGAGCCCGACGUGGGAUUCGAUCCCGGGUCUCCAGGAUCACGCCCUGGGCCAAAGGCAGGCGCCAAACCGCUGCGCCACCCAGGGAUCCCAAGGCCCUUUUAAUUCUUUGGGCUUUCUAGCCUCCUGAUGAACAGACCCUCUUACUAAGAAAUUUGGUGAGGACGCAAUAUUAUGAAGGAGAGAGUGAUCAAUAUUGUGACAUGCAAGAGAAGUCACGAAAAAGAGUGAGAAGAAUAAAGGAUGAUUUCAUACUCAGUUAUGAGAAUAGGUGUCCCAUUAAGACAUUGAGAAGACAGCAAGUAGACAUGAAAUGGUAUUUAUGUAUGUGGGGCAAGGAAGGUAGAAAUCAUGGUCCCCAGGAGGAGAGGCUGGGGCCCAGUCACAUCACUCUACCUGGCAAAUAUUUGAGGAUAUGUCAAUAUAUAUUGAUAGAAUAUAUCAGUAUACACAAACUUAUGGAAUGAAUAAAUGACUAUUGGUUAACUGAUUUGGAAAUGUGGCUGUUGAAGCACUCAGGAGGAUACAUACUCAUAGGAGGUUAAUGCUCCCAGAAAAUUAGGGGUGGGAAUGAGAUUGGUUUCCUUCUUUGGAUGUAAAUAUCAAUCUACAAUUCUACAAUCUUACAAUCUAGUUCACUUGAGUGCUGGUUGUUUUUAUGACUUUCCUCUGACUUUCACUUAAACUUUUUUUUUCCCUGAGAAUUUGUAUUACAUAUACAAUAGUUUCAGGCGCAUGAGUAAACAAAACUAAAUUUGUUGUCUCUGUUUCAGAAUCAAAGAGAGGUAUAUGCACAAACACACACAUAUACAUAUAUAUGUAUAACAUACAUAUACAUAAGCACACACAAAACUCACAUUAAUAGUCCUCAAAUUCCCCAAUAAGAGAAUGGGUUGAAUUACAUAUGGUAAAGCAUUUUUCAUAUAAAUUAAAUGCAGUGCCUGUAAUUCCAUGAAAUACAAAGAACAAAACCCUGCCUUGAAUAUCUACCUGAUAGAUGGAUAUUCUUCUUCCCUCUCUUGUUCAAUCUUUAAUAUAGGGGAAUGAUCUGAGGAAUAGAGAGACUUGCUCUAUUCCUGGAGCCCUCGGAUGUUCUGCUAAGGAUGACAGAUAAGUUUUGAUAAUAUUGGAAGAAAUGGGAGAAAAUGAAUACUGCACACUCAUUUUGCAUUUAACCAAGAGUCAGGAAAAAGACGAAAUUGGAGCAAGAGUCACUAAUGGGAAGUUGACAUCUAACGUGGUUAUAUCCAGUCACCAACAAUAACAGAGACAAUGUCCACUCUUAAUGAUACCCAAUUUCACCCUUCUUCAUUCCUACUCUUGGGUAUACCAGGGCUAGAAGAUGUGCAUUUCUGGAUCGGAUUUCCCUUUUUCUUUGUGUAUCUUGUUGCACUCCUGGGGAAUACUGCUGUCCUAUUUGUGAUCCUGACUGAGCAUAAUCUCCAUGAGCCCAUGUACUACUUUCUGGCCAUAUUGGACUGCAUUGACCUGGGCUUAUCCACAGCCACCAUCCCCAAAAUGUUGGGCAUCUUCUGGUUCAGCCUCAGAGAUAUAUCUUUUGAAAGCUGUCUUUCCCAGAUGUUCUUCAUCCAUUUCUUCACUGCCAUGGAGAGCAUUGUGUUGGUGGCCAUGGCCUUUGACCGCUACAUUGCCAUUUGUAAACCUCUUCGGUACACCAUGAUCCUCACCAACAGAAUCAUCAUCAUCAUUGCAGGCAUUGCUAUUCUGAGGAGUCUUUGCAUGGUGAUCCCACUGGUGUUUCUCCUCCUGAGGCUGCCCUUCUGUGGGCACCACAUCAUCCCUCAUACCUAUUGUGAACACAUGGGCAUUGCCCGUCUGGCUUGUGCCAGCAUCAAAGUCAACAUAAUAUUUGGUCUUGGGGAUAUGUCUAUUUUAUUAUUGGAUGUGCUUCUUAUUACUCUUUCCUAUGUCAGGAUCCUCCAUGCUGUCUUCUGCUUGCCCUCCAAGGAGGCUCGACUCAAAGCUCUCAACACCUGUGGCUCCCACAUUGGUGUUAUCUUAGCCUUUUUCACUCCAGCAUUUUUCUCUUUCUUGACACAUCGUUUUGGCCACAACAUCCCCCAGUAUAUCCACAUUUUUUUAGCCAAUCUAUACAUCGUUGUUCCACCAGCUCUCAAUCCUGCAAUCUACGGGGUCAGGACCAAGCAGAUUAGAGAGCGGGUUUUGAGGAUUUUUUUUAAAGACAUUUAACCAUUGGUAGUCCUAGAAUUACAGUUCAUAUUUGCUCCAUUCACUCAUUAGAAGGGGGUUAUCAUUUUAAAAGAUAGAAGUAGCAAAGGUGAAUAUGAACAUUUCUUUCUCUGUAAUCCAUUGAGUUUACAGAUAAUAAUAAAUUUAUUGGUGAUAAUAUUACAAUUUUUAAGUAUUGCAUCUUUUACAAAAUGCUUAUACUUAUACUAUUUGAUAAUCAAGGUAGUCCUAUAAAGUCAUUACUAUAUUCACAAGCUUUCAAGUGAGAGUUUGAUGCUGAGUAUUGCUAAAUUAUUCAUCUGAAAA
Canis lupus familiaris (dog) is the source of this 2896-nucleotide messenger RNA. Its product is annotated as olfactory receptor 52E8-like. Gene Ontology annotation, molecular function: olfactory receptor activity; G protein-coupled receptor activity. The transcript has 5 exons. The coding region runs from base 1652 to 2590 and encodes 312 amino acids. The record is from RefSeq and is a predicted model, not a curated record. Gene Ontology annotation, biological process: G protein-coupled receptor signaling pathway. Lineage: Eukaryota; Metazoa; Chordata; Mammalia; Carnivora; Canidae. Gene Ontology annotation, cellular component: membrane.